Messenger RNA from Folsomia candida, 915 nucleotides. Its product is annotated as protein yippee-like 5. Bases 179 to 571 code for a protein of 130 amino acids. NCBI's taxonomy places the organism in Eukaryota, Metazoa, Arthropoda, Collembola, Entomobryomorpha, Isotomidae. The record is from RefSeq and is a predicted model, not a curated record. The transcript has 4 exons.
GGAAAUAGAGAUCUGUUAGUAAAUAUUCCCUGCUGAUUUUCCAAAAUAUUGAAUGCUUAGAACAAAGUAAUUGUUAGCUUCUUUUAAUUUGUGGUGUUAUUUAUUACAUUCAUACGGAGAAAAUCCUUGUAUUGUAAGUAUUUCAUACCUUGCAAAAAACUCGUCAAAAUUACUUAGGAUGGGUCGAAUUUUUCUUGAGCAUCCAGGUGGAAAUCGCUUAUUUUCGUGUGCUUCAUGUGACACCGUCCUCACCAACCGUUCCGAGUUAAUCAGCACUCGCUUCACGGGGGCAACUGGACGUGCCUUCUUAUUCAGUAAAGUGGUCAACCUGACCUACAGGUGUGAGGUUCAGGAUCGCGUUAUGCUCACAGGGCGUCACAUGGUGAGAGACGUAUCCUGUAAAAAUUGUGACACUAAAUUGGGUUGGAUUUAUGAAUUUGCGACGGAAGAAAACCAACGCUACAAGGAAGGGCGAGUAAUUUUGGAGAGGGCAUUGGUCACAGAAAGCGACGGCAUUGAGGAGAGAGAAGCGCCGCCAGGUUCUGCUGCUAUCCAACUACAACAACAAUGAACACUAUGCAUAGUUAGUUUAAUCUCAGGGGUCGUAGGACGCGCAUUGCUAAAUGGAUUACAUAGUUGUCGUCGUGGUCAUUGAGUCAGUCUGUCCCUAGUUUGCGACAUGACUAAUUGCAACAAUAUGUAUGCUUUAAAUUUUCCCAGUUAUUUACUCGCUGUUACAUAUAUAUAAUCAUACUUUUUUGUACUACCUCGUUUUACCAUAUCGUUUAUUUUACAUUCGCUAUCUAGCUUUAAAUGUAAACGUGUUACUUUAUGAACGACAAAAUUAUUUCUUCAUAUACAGUUAUGAAAUUUUCUAUUAAAAGUUGCAAGUAAAGUUGCACAUUUUAUGACGGA